GGGCUCUGGGUCUGCGCGUCCCCGUCAGCUAGCUAGCGGGCUGUCAAGCUGUCAAGUGGAGAGGCUGGGGCUAGCGUUCUGCUUCUCUCUGUUUGGCGACAACAGCUCCGGCCAAAAACUUGAUCAGAUAACCAGUUAGGCUAUACCUUAAAUUAACAGCCGAGAUAAGUAAUGCAUCCCUGGCUCACACAGAACAGGGAGUUCCGCACUUUCACACAUUACAUGCACUGCAUCUGAGAGACGUUUGCUAGCUAACUAGCAAGCUAGCUUAGCUAACCCCUCAUCUCUUCGGUCAACCCUGUUUGGUAUCUGCGACUAGUCGUUCCUCUGUACUGCCGCAAUUUCCGUUGCUGUAACCCGAUUGUUCGGAUAUUUGGUUACAAAAAGGAUAUAAUGGGGGCAUUUUUGGACAAGCCAAAGAUGGAAAAGCACAACGCUCACGGUAACGGCAACAGCCUGACCUACGGACUCAGCAGUAUGCAGGGGUGGAGGGUGGAAAUGGAGGACGCGCACACAGCCGUCGUUGGCCUUGCCAACGGUCUGGAUCUGUGGUCCUUCUUUGCCGUUUAUGACGGGCAUGCCGGCUCCCAGGUGGCCAAGUACUGCUGCGAGCACCUGCUGGAGCACAUUACCAGCAACCCAGACUUCCAGAGCGCCCUGGAUGAGAACCCCUCUGUAGAGAGUGUGAAAAGCGGCAUCCGAACCGGCUUCCUGCAGAUCGACGAGCACAUGAGGAGCAUCUCCGAGAAGAAGAACGGCGUGGACCGCAGCGGCUCGACCGCGGUGGGCGUAAUGAUAUCCCCGGGCCACGUCUACUUCAUCAACUGCGGCGACUCUCGGGGGCUCCUCAGUCGGGGGGGAGCGGUGCACUUCUUCACACAGGACCACAAGCCCAGCAACCCCCUGGAGAAGGAGCGCAUCCAGAACGCCGGCGGCUCGGUCAUGAUCCAGCGAGUGAACGGUUCCUUGGCGGUGUCCCGGGCGCUGGGAGACUUCGACUACAAGUGUGUGCACGGGAAGGGUCCGACGGAGCAGCUGGUCUCCCCGGAGCCCGAGGUGUACGCCAUAGAGCGGUGUGAGAGCGACGACGAGUUCAUUGUGCUGGCGUGCGACGGCAUCUGGGACGUCAUGGCCAACGAGGAACUUUGCGAGUUCGUCAGAUCCCGGCUAGAGGUCACAGACGACCUUGAGAGAGUCUGCAAUGAAAUAGUUGACACCUGCUUGUACAAGGGAAGUCGGGACAAUAUGAGUGUGGUUCUGAUCUGCUUCCCUGGGGCUCCGAAGGUGUCUCCGGAAGCGGUUAAAAGGGAGAUGGACCUGGAUAAAUACCUGGAGAAUAGAGUAGAAGAGAUCAUCAAGAAGCAGGGUGACGAGGGGGUCCCGGACUUGGUGCAUGUGAUGCGGACGCUGGCGUCGGAGAGCAUCCCUAACCUUCCCCCGGGAGGAGAGCUGGCCAGCAAACGAAGCGUGGUGGAAGCGAUGUACAUCAAACUGAACCCCUAUCGAAGUGAUGACACAGACUCCGCGUCCACAGACGACAUGUGGUAACGCAGCCCCCCCCCCCCCCCCCCCCCCACCCUCACCUCACCACUAACGCAGCAUAGUUAAACCACCGUCCUGUCCGGGCCCCCCACCCCCCAGCGCUGCUCUGCGGUCGGCGUUCCUCGGAGCGUUUGAUUUCCAAGAAGGGAAUUUCAUUGGAUGGGGAAGAGGAGGAGACGGAGAAGUGUGCACACAAGCCUGAGAGUGUGCAGCACCUGUCCCCUCUGGAACGGAGCAUCCCCUCUCUCUCUCCCUCCCGUCUCUCCUUCCUUUGUGUUCAUCCAACCCAACAUCUCCCUCCCCUCAAAGUAAUCCAAAACAACUUUGGUCCACCAGGUGUUUUCUUUUACUUUUCUUCAAGUUAAUUAAUCAGCCUAAGGAUAUUUUUCUUUCUGUAAUUAAUUUGAUUCACAAAUUUUCCUCGUGUGUGUUUGUAUAUUUCAGUUGUUUUUUUUGUGAAGUGCAAUUGUCCUGUACAAACAGCCUGUAUUUAAUGCAGCUUGAUUUUAAGUUAAAAAAUGAAAGAAAUUAAAAAGAGAACCUUUUUAUGCACUAUCUGCCUUUUUUCCUGCUCUUCUGGAGUUCUAACAAAUGUCUAUUCAGUGAAUAUUACUGUUGUCCUCCAGCCACUGGCGCUCUGCUCUUGUUUUCUGUUAGUUUUGCUCCUUUAAGAAACGGGUAAAUUGUAUAGGAUGACAGCACAGUAAGCUCUAAACAAACCAUUCUAAUCACUUAUUUUCCUCUGCUUUUUUUUUUGUAUUGUUUUUGUUUUUUUCUUGUUGUUUUUUAAUGGCAAGUUGUAUCUAGCCAUUUAAAAAGCCUGGAGUGGAUAAAAAACGUUCUUUCUUAGACCGAUGAGGAAGGUAAUAUGGAAACAUGUCAUUUUCCAUAUUACCUUGUACAAAGAAGUCUCAUUAAGACACCGUUAACAACUUUGUUAUGUGUGUGGAUUUGUUAUUAUGCAAAUCUAUAUAAAUUAUACAUAAACUAUGUAUGGAUAGUUUACUAAACUAACGAUACAUACCAACAAUAACUAACACUCAGUUCACCCUAGUCACAUUUUAUAUAUAUAUAUAUAUAUAUAUAUAUAUAUAUAUAUAUAUAUAUAUAUAUAUAUAUAUAAUAAAACUAGCCAACAAAAUAAUGAUAAUAAAGUUCACCAAUGUCAUGUGGUGGGUAUCAGCCAGCCUGGGCAUUGACCGUGUCCAUCUCUGUGUCACGUGGAUACUCAUUCAUAAAUCUACAUUGCCCAACAUCACGGUGCCAUAUGAUUGAUGCCCUUCAGCGCCAAGCGUCUCCUUCAUGAGACUUCUUCAGUUUUGUAUGCGUAGAAUCGUAUGUCUUGCUUUUGGUAUUGUUUUUUUAAAUCCAAUCAUGCCAGUAGUUCAAGCACUGAUGUCUCUGGGCAACGUAAUCCUCACUCACCUGAAUGCAGGAGCAUUUUAUACUCUUCACUUGAAGGUGACGCAUCUUUUUUAUUUUGAAUUGGUCUUUAUGUGCAAGUUUUAACUAAGAACAAAUUAGCAAUGCAAUAACAUCUGCGGUCAUAAAGCGCCUUUUUAUUCACUAUUUAAUCGGUGCGUUUUCCCAAGCCAGAGCACAAGUUUGCUGCUAUAGUCGAUCUGAUUUGCAGUUCUUUUCCCUUUUUAAAACAAAUAGUCUCCAACUAUACAUGUAUUUCAAUGUAUUUCAUGAAACUUUGUAAUGUUUGAGAUUUAUCUUUUCUUUUAAUUUCUAACUACCUAAAAUUGCAUUGUUGGAAUUGUGUGUAUGUAAAUAUUUUGAAUUUCAAGGAAUAAAUCAUGCAGAUUGA
Molecule: messenger RNA, 3355 nt
Organism: Gadus macrocephalus (Pacific cod)
Lineage: Eukaryota; Metazoa; Chordata; Actinopteri; Gadiformes; Gadidae
Gene: ppm1aa
Product: protein phosphatase, Mg2+/Mn2+ dependent, 1Aa
Exons: 6
Coding region: 394-1548 (384 amino acids)
Biological process (GO): positive regulation of canonical Wnt signaling pathway; positive regulation of canonical NF-kappaB signal transduction; negative regulation of canonical NF-kappaB signal transduction
Cellular component (GO): nucleus; cytosol
Molecular function (GO): magnesium ion binding; manganese ion binding; protein serine/threonine phosphatase activity
Source: RefSeq, a predicted model, not a curated record